Molecule: messenger RNA, 195 nt
Organism: Cetraspora pellucida
Lineage: Eukaryota; Fungi; Glomeromycota; Glomeromycetes; Diversisporales; Gigasporaceae
Source: the annotation of a GenBank genome assembly
UCAAUUUUAGAAUCUGAACUUAUAAAACAAAUGGCAGAGAUUUUACCUACAAAUUAUUCAUAUAUAAUAAAUGAAUUUUGUGAAUUCAGCCUAUUAAUUACUAAUGAAAAUAUUGUAAUAAAUCAAAUUAUUAGUACAUUUUAUGUGAAUAUUGAUUCUGCUGAACAUGCACAUGCAUGGCUUGAAAAUUUUUAA